CAAUGAUUUGCAAUUUUAAAUAUUUUUUUGAAGUGAUUCAUCUUUUAAUCAUAGAAUCCAGGAUACGAGAGUCGCGUCAUCAAAUCAAAGUGGAUAUAUAUUAGACACAUGUCUUCAUUUUGUACGCAGUCUUCGCUGAUGAUCAACAUCAAAAUGAAGGUUCUUGCUGUGUUUUUCGUUGCUUGCGUAGCCAUUGCUGUUGGACAACUUGUAAUUUACGACGCGACAUCUCAGCCUAAAUGCACGCUGGUUGGACCACGUACAAAGAGACUCGAUUGUCGCUGGCAUGCGGGUCUAGACAUGGUGGACCAAAUCAUUGAGGGAGGUCGCAUAAUCGCUUACAAGAUCCAGUGGUUUAACUUAGCUUGGUCUGACUGGUACGUUUCUGGCAUGAACGACCUCGACGGAAAGUUCAACCCCAACGCCGUGCCUUGUGCCGUUCCAGUCAAGGCCAACUCGUUGAGAAAAAUGUGGUCCUAUUUUUACGACCACACUCACCAGUUCAUCAUUUGUAAGCCAAAUUAAUAUGAAGUGCACGCAACAAAAUGACAAGUUGUAUUUUCUUUUAUACCUGGACUUUUAAAUAAUUAUGUAUUCCAUCAUCGGCAUGUGUUUUUCAAUAUUUAAUGUGAACCGUAUUUAUUUCACUCAACACAUGUAUUGAAAUAAUAAAUUGUAUAAUUGUUGUUGCCAACGUUGCUGACAUGUACGGCAAUAAAAAGGAUUUUACGGUAAUAAAGAAAUCUAAACAUCAUACAA
Dreissena polymorpha is the source of this 759-nucleotide messenger RNA. RefSeq lists its product as uncharacterized. The transcript is spliced from 2 exons. Bases 109 to 525 code for a protein of 138 amino acids. The record is from RefSeq and is a predicted model, not a curated record. NCBI's taxonomy places the organism in Eukaryota, Metazoa, Mollusca, Bivalvia, Myida, Dreissenidae.